CUCACUGUCCCUCUUUCUCUCCGAGAUUCAGAUUUCUCCCCCAGAGAGUUAGAGACUCCGAUUCUUUCUAUCGCAGAGAUUCUAAUGCAACCCAGAUUUAGAUAUUCAUACACCAACAUGGAGUCCCUUCCUGAUGCGCUUCUUCAAUACAUUCUUUCCAACCUCACCGAAGCAAGGGAUGUCGCUGCUUGCAACUGCGUCUCCAAGCGAUGGAAAGAGUCUACUGACUCUGUUAAGAGCAUUAAAUUCCCCAGAAACUCAUUCGAUAGCAUCUCGGAGAUUGCUGAUUCCGACACCAUAGUUCUCAAGAUGAUCUCGUCUUUUCGUCGUCUUGAGGAGCUUGUGGUGUACAGCCCGUUCUCUAGCACAGGCCUAGCUUCUUGGAUGAUUCAUGUGGGUCAAUCUCUUAGGCUUUUGGAGCUGAGAAUGGAUAACCUCACUAGUGAUGCUCAAGAGGGUCCUUUGAAGCUUGACUGCAUUGGCUCAGCCAAAAAUCUGGACACUUUGAAGCUUUGGGGUGUUUUGAUGAUGAGUCCUCCGAAGUGGGAUAUGUUCCCAAACCUUCGUAGCCUUGAAAUAGUUGGAGCAAGAUUGGACGAUUCCACGUUGUGUCAGGCUCUACGUGCAUGCCCGAACCUGACUAACUUUCUUCUACUAGCUUGCGAAGGUGUUAAAUCCAUAUCGAUCGAUCUACCAUACUUGGAGCACUGUAAGCUGGAUUUCUUUGGAGUAGGUAACAGCUUGCUGUCCCUCACGAGUCCGAGAAUAGUGUCACUUGACGUUCAAGGCUGUAGCUGGAUCAGUGUCCCUGAGACCAGAUUCUUAAAGAACCUAUCCAUCGCUAAUACUGCUGGGAGAGUUUACAUGGUAGAUUUCCGUAACCUUUCAUCGCUUGAGGCUUUGUCAAUUCGAGGCGUACAAUGGUGUUGGGAUGCGAUAUCCAUAAUGCUGCAUCAAGCAAGAGACGUGAAGCAUCUCUUUAUGAAGGUCGAAUUCACAGGCAAUGAGGCCCUUCAACCUUUCCCUGAGAUUGAUUUUGUAGAGUUCUUCAAUAACCAUCCCAAGCUUCAAAAAUUUGACAUCCAUGGAGCAAUGUUCGCUGCACUUUGCCAGAAAAACAGCCUAAAGAAGCUUGAGACAGGAUUUGCAAUACCGUGUCUGGAGGAAGUUGUUAUCACAGUGAGAUCUCCGUUGAACGCAGAACAGAAGAUGAACACGCUUGAGUCGCUUGUGAAAUACGCGAAAGGUCUGAAACGAAUGGUGAUAAGGGUCCUUCGGAUGAAGAGCAGCCACAGCAGUGCAGAUGAUUUCUGUGAUGAUAUCUGCAAGUUCAAGCACAUGAACAACCAUCUUGUUCUAAUAGAAUGAAAUUCAUUCUUUUUUUGGCUGCUAAUCAUAGUUUCGGCCAUUAAUUUCUGUUUCUCAAUUCUGUUAGCUGAGCAUUUCUGGUUAGAACUCUCGAGUAAUUUUUGUUU
Molecule: messenger RNA, 1475 nt
Organism: Eutrema salsugineum
Lineage: Eukaryota; Viridiplantae; Streptophyta; Magnoliopsida; Brassicales; Brassicaceae
Product: F-box protein At1g10780
Exons: 4
Coding region: 85-1368 (427 amino acids)
Molecular function (GO): protein binding
Source: RefSeq, a predicted model, not a curated record